Molecule: messenger RNA, 1214 nt
Organism: Quercus robur (English oak)
Lineage: Eukaryota; Viridiplantae; Streptophyta; Magnoliopsida; Fagales; Fagaceae
Product: GEM-like protein 5
Exons: 3
Coding region: 90-989 (299 amino acids)
Source: RefSeq, a predicted model, not a curated record
UAAAAACUCAGCUCUAAUUAGCUAAGAAGGUAACAUCUAUCAAAACUUUAAAAUUAGUGAUCUACUUUCCAUUCAAUCAAACAUUGACCAUGACAGGCACACCUGAAGAAACACAACCCCAUCAACCGGCUUCAACAUCACCUCCCAAACCCAAAGAACCUGAGUCCUAUAACCCCUUUUGUACAUCCACAAACACAGAUGAAUCACAGCCUCAUCAUCAACCUCCAUUAACAGCAGCAACUUCAUCAUCUUCAACUCCGCCAUCGGAUGAGGAGACCAAGAAAUGGGGUACUCACAUCAUGGGAGCACCAGCAGUCCCUACUGUUCACCCUGAUAACCAGAAGGCUGCUUUGUGGAGUGCUGCUGACCACCAACAAAUUUACCACCAACCUUAUAUUGUCUACUCUCCUGUGGACAAGCCAUCCAAUAAUCCUUUGGAACCUGUGAUUCACAUGUUCAAUAACUGGAGCAGGAAAGCUGAGACUGUAGCCCACAACGUCUGGCACCACCUUAAAACUGGGCCAUCUAUAUCGGAAGCUGCAUGGGGGAAGGUGAACCUGACAGCCAAAGCAAUAACAGAAGGUGGAUUUGAGUCUCUCUUUAAGCAGACUUUUGCAACUAAUCCGAAUGAGAAGCUAAAGAAGACAUUUGCUUGUUACCUUUCCACGUCUACCGGCCCAGUAGCUGGAACACUCUAUCUGUCAACAGCUCAUGUGGCUUUCUGCAGUGAUCGCCCCUUGUCUUUCACUGCUCCAUCAGGACAAGAAGCUUGGAGCUAUUACAAGGUUAUGAUACCAUUGGAAAAUAUAGGCACAAUCAACCCUGUGAUCAUGAGAGAAAAUCCACCAGAGAAGUACAUUCAGAUUGUUACUAUUGAUGGUCAUGACUUCUGGUUCAUGGGUUUUGUUAAUUUCGAGAAAGCAUUGCAUCACCUCUUAAGCAGUGUGUCAGAUUUCAGAGCGGCACAGGCAGUUUUGGAUGGCAGAUGAUUGCAUUCCUUGUUGGAUCCUUUGUCCUCUUCAAAAUUUUGAUGUUAUUCUGUUUGUUAUUGCUUUCUGUAUGCAUGGAUGUAUAAAAGGCAACAGUUUGUCUGCCUUAGUUUUGUGAUUCACAUCUGCCCUUUUCAUUUAGUGUUUUUGUACGUUUGUCUAUGUAUAUAUUGCUUGUUCCAAACUAUACAUUUUAUACAUACUUUCGUGCCUGGUUGUAUAUUA